This is a messenger RNA of Misgurnus anguillicaudatus (oriental weatherfish), 907 nucleotides long. Lineage: Eukaryota; Metazoa; Chordata; Actinopteri; Cypriniformes; Cobitidae. The record is from RefSeq and is a predicted model, not a curated record.
AUGCUACUAAAGCCUGGAUUGGUGCCUACACAGACUGGCGAUGGUGAUGGAGGAUCGCCAUACAACUACACAUUAAUCCUUCAAAACAAAAACUGGACUGAGGCUCAGGAGUACUGCAGAGAGUAUCACACUGAUUUAGUCACUAUUAGUAAUGAAUUUGAGAAUGAACAGGUGUAUAACGCAGGUACACAGUACACUAAAGAUCCAUUCUGGAUUGGUCUUAGGUAUAAUAAAUCAAUACAACUGUCAUGGUUUGAUGGAGGACAGUCUGGCUACAUUAACUCUAUAAAUAAGCAUGACUUGUUUACUUGUUUUAAUGAUGAUGGGUCCUGGACCCAAAGUAACACAUCUGAGAAUGCAUCUGCUCUGUGCUACGAAAGUUUCAUUUAUGUGAGUGAAGCAAAAAUGUCUUGGGAGGAAGCUCUGGAUUACUGCAAUAGCAAUGCUUAUGGACUACUGCGAAUCGAGUCAGAGAAGGAUCAGAUAGAAACAGAGCGAGCAUUACGAAGAAAAAAGAUUUCUGGUCCAGUGUGGAUCGGGCUUAGACAGAGUCGACUUUUUGGUUUCUGGAUUUGGGUCAAUGGGCUUCAAGUGGGACCCUGGACCAACUGGAAAGGAGGACAUCAACCAGAACAUCAGAAGUCUAACUUCUGUGGUGCCAUGGAGAAAGUGAAUGGUGAAUUCAAGUGGUCUGAUAAAGACUGCAGAUCUGAAUUUAGAGUUUUAUGUGAGAGGAGGUGAAUGACAAUUCUUGUGCUUGAGAUCCUAUUGCUCUUACAUGUGGAAAGUUUUUGUGAAUGCUUUAAUCAUUGCCUCAAGCUGCUUUAUUCAUAAAUUAACGUAAAACAAAUCAAUUCAGAAUAGUUUUGCUUGAGAAAAGAAUAUCAAUCUCUUUAAAUACUGUAUC